AUGCGAGCGGCGAACCUGCAAGUGUGCUGCGGUCAGAUCCAAAUUCAGGUCGAAGUAUUUCGUAUGGAAGAUGCGGAUGGUUCUAAAACCGGAAUUAAAUGGGUAUCCGGGCCACGCCCAAAGGUGCUUCAUAUUCUGUCUUAUACAUGGUGGUUUUGUUCCUUUUUUUGCCCCGACAGCGAUUCUCUUAAGCUCCAUUCCAAGCCUCACACCUAUGCCAUGCCGAGCUGGAAGACCUCAUCGAUCGCUGAAAGCGAGAGCGGCUUUCUGCGGAAAACCUCGGAGGUCCGCAACGAACGAUGGGGCAUGAAAGCGCUGGUGAACAAGAUCAAGAAGAAGAAGAAAUACGAUCUGGAUGAUUUCCUUGUUAUUGGGAUUGAUUUUGGAACGACGUUCGUGCCGGCACCGGAUUGGCCCCGGAUCGAUUCAUGCUAA
Aspergillus oryzae RIB40 is the source of this 435-nucleotide messenger RNA. RefSeq lists its product as uncharacterized. The record is from RefSeq and is a predicted model, not a curated record. The coding region runs from base 1 to 435 and encodes 144 amino acids. NCBI's taxonomy places the organism in Eukaryota, Fungi, Ascomycota, Eurotiomycetes, Eurotiales, Aspergillaceae. The transcript has a single exon.